Messenger RNA from Toxotes jaculatrix (banded archerfish), 1156 nucleotides. RefSeq lists its product as uncharacterized. The transcript is spliced from 6 exons. The coding region runs from base 160 to 1050 and encodes 296 amino acids. The record is from RefSeq and is a predicted model, not a curated record. NCBI's taxonomy places the organism in Eukaryota, Metazoa, Chordata, Actinopteri, Toxotidae.
GCUCCAGAUAUAAACACAGAGCUCCUCUCUGUCGCCGUUGCGGUCCUCAGUCUCCACUCAGCCAGCGGACAAUUUGCUCCAGCAGGCCGAAAAACAGAAGGAACAAAAAAGAGAGGAAAAAAAAAUCAGGAGGGGACGAUCUCUGGCACAUUCCCCAGGAUGGAGAAGGAUUCUCCAUCCAAGCCAUCUGUGGCUGAGCUGGCUGGAAGGUUCAAAGGUCAAAUUCUACCAAUGCCCACCUCAAAUGACGAGUUGCCCUUUCGCAGAAGACCUCCAUGUUCCCUGAAGUUGCAGCAUCAAAAAGAUGAUAACGAAGAAUCGGAUAAAACUGUCGUCUCCCCGAAACCCUUUAAAAUCAAGAUGAAGAACUCCCCCAUCAUUGAGAAACUGCAGGCCAACCUUGCUUUGUCACCCACUGCUCUUCUGCCUUCACCCAAGAGCCCUGAGGUGAAGCUACAGCCAGCACCAUUGUCCCCCACCACGCCCUGCAGCCCACUGAGCCCCCUGAUCUCCACCCUGCGGCCCUCACAUCUGUCCAGUGAGGAGGAGGAUCCUGUCAGUUUCGACAGCCCUCCUGAAGGCGCCCCACUGCUAAGCAUCAACAAGACUCGUGCACGACUGUCAUUCAAGAGGCGCCCGCCCACGAGACAGCACAGGAGGUCAGCUGGAGAGGAGGCGGGAGCCUUCGGGAGCGGCGCCUCCACCUGUGAACUGUACAGCCCAAAUGAAAAUGGGGACAAAGACCAGGUUUUUGACAGCCCAGCAGAGGAAGCUGAAUGUGGGCAACUGGGCAGUCUGAAAGAAGCUGAAGACAAGGACGCUGACUGUGAUAAGACAGAGGACCAGGUAGCAAAGAGUGACCCAGACAAUAAAGGAGAUCCAGAGGAGGAGCAGGAAGCAGAAUGUGCCCAAAGCUCUGAGGCUUUGGAGGACGAACCGCAACUUUCAGAGCCUUGCCCUGCAGAGCAGAUAGAGGGCAAUGUUAAGACAGAAGAAGGCCACGAGGAGAGGCCUCAGGAGGCACACCAAGAAGGAAAUGACGGGGUGUGAACUGUGAAUGUUUAUGUUAAGGAAAAAAAAUAUAUAUAUGUAUAAGUUAUUCAGUGCUUUGAUUAAGAGAACUUUACUCCUCAGAAAGAGUUCAUCUGUUUUAAAU